Messenger RNA from Lactuca virosa, 1555 nucleotides. NCBI's taxonomy places the organism in Eukaryota, Viridiplantae, Streptophyta, Magnoliopsida, Asterales, Asteraceae. The record is from the annotation of a GenBank genome assembly.
AAGCAUUUUUAUAAAUAACGGCCCGCCAAAGUCCAACAAUAUCCUUUGAUUCUUCAACCAUUAGGCAGUGAUAAUCGGAGAUGGCGAUAAAUCAAGUGGUGGUGAUGCCGUACCCAGCUAGGGGCCACCUGAAUCCUCUAAUGAGCCUCUGUGACUUGCUUUCUUCCAGAUCAGACGGCACCACCAUCUUCACCGUCGUAGUCACGGAGGAGUGGCUAGGACUCAUCGGAUCUGAUCCAAAACCUGAUAAUGUCCGAUUCGCCACCAUUCCUAAUGUAAUUCCAUCUGAGCAUGGCCGCGGCUCUGACAUGAUCGGAUUCCUCACCGCUGUUCAAAGCAAAAUGGAAGCUCCAUUUGAAGAGGUGCUUGAUCAGUUAAAGCUUCCGGUGAAACUCAUAAUCGGCGAUGCUUUUUUGAGCUGGAUUCUAGAUGUUGCUGACCGGAGGAAUAUUCCGGUGGCAGCCUAUUGGGCGAUGUCUGCAUCAAUGUUUACCAUGUGGUAUCAUGUUGACCUCCUUGAACAGCAUCGCCACAUUUUUGUUGAUUUAUCAGAAAGAGAAGAAGAAUGGAUCGAUUACAUCCCUGGAUUAUCUCCCACGAAAGUUGCAGAUAUAUCUCCAGUCACCAGGGAACAACUUCAUGUUUCACCUAAUCUCAUAUCAAUGAUGAAAAGAGUUCAAUAUCUUCUCCUACCCACAAUCUAUGAAUUAGAACACGAAGCUGUGGAUGCACUAAGAUCCGAAUUACACAAACCCAUCUACACAUUUGGACCAAACAUACGCCAACUCCAACCCCAAUCACACGAAUCCAAAUCCAAAUACAUGACAUGGCUAGAUUCCAAGCCUCCAAACAGUGUUCUAUACAUUUGUUUGGGAAGCUUUCUUUCGGUUUCCACUUCCCAAAUGGAUGAAAUCGCAGCCGGUUUAAAGCAAAGCGGUGUGAAUUUUUUAUGGAUCGCUAAAGGAAGGUUGAACGGGAGUUUUGGUGAUGAAGGGUUGGUUGUGGAAUGGUGUGAUCAAAUUAGAGUUUUGUUGCAUUCUUCGGUGGGAGGGUUUUGGAGUCACUGUGGGUGGAAUUCAGUGAAGGAGAGUGUGUAUUCUGGUGUUCCGAUGUUGACUUUUCCGAUAUUUGCUGACCAACCACUUAAUAGCAAGGUGGUUGUAGAUGAUUGGAGGAAUGGAUGGAAGAUGAAGAAGGAAGUGCGUAGAAAUACUUUGGUGAAGAGGGGGGAAAUUGCAGAGAUUGUGAGUCGGUUUAUGGAUAAUGAAAGUGUGGAGAGAAGAGAAAUGGUGGAACGGGUGAAAAAUCUUCGGGUUGUUUGUCGUGUGAGUAUUGAGAAAGGUGGAUCAGCUGCGAAAGACGUCGAUGUUUUUAUUAGAAACAUUAUCAUCUAAUUAAUCAUCAUGGCAAAUGCAAAUAUACGAUUAUGAAUAGACAAUUAGACAUGCGUGUGACACCAUAAAGUUUAUGGCUUUACGCAAAUAAUUUUGAAUUGUAUGGCUCGGGAAUAUAGAUGGACGUGACGAAACAAAUUUCAGUCAAAAUGUGUAUUUUU